Messenger RNA from Pistacia vera, 3374 nucleotides. RefSeq names its product probable LRR receptor-like serine/threonine-protein kinase At1g06840. The record is from RefSeq and is a predicted model, not a curated record. Bases 271 to 3147 code for a protein of 958 amino acids. Lineage: Eukaryota; Viridiplantae; Streptophyta; Magnoliopsida; Sapindales; Anacardiaceae. The transcript has 21 exons. Gene Ontology annotation, biological process: protein phosphorylation. Gene Ontology annotation, molecular function: ATP binding; protein binding; protein kinase activity.
UUCAUAAACCCGGUUUGUCAAAAUUUACGACAUUUUUUUACAAUAUCUAUCUCUGCAGCAUUCGUCAUGCCGACUUGGUCCAAAAUAUACUAAACAAAUACUCUGUUUUUCUUCACUUUCAUCCUCAACAUUUUACUUUCUCAUUUCUUCUUCUUUGAUGCUAAGUAAUUACUUCUCUUGGGUUUACUACUUUGCAUUCUCUUGUCUUGUCUUUAUUCUGUUGUUUUCAAGUGGUUGAAGGAACACUUUUUGUGGGUUUUCAAAGUGAGGAUGUGUUCAUCAAAAGCUUGGAAUUAUGUUGCUGUUUUGCUCUUAUGCUUAUCUUGGUCUUCAUUUCUUCUUGGAGCUGAUGAUCGCAUAACUGACCCUGUUGAAGUGACGGCUUUGCGGGCCAUCAAGAAAAGUUUAGUUGAUGUUAAUAAGAAUUUGAGUAAUUGGGAUAGAGGUGACCCCUGUACAUCAAAUUGGACGGGCAUUUUGUGCUACAAUCGGACAUUGGAGGAUGGCUAUCUACAUGUUAUAGAAUUGCAGUUACUGAAUAUGAAUCUAUCAGGAACUUUAUCGCCACAGCUUGGUCGCUUAUCUAAGAUGACAAUAUUGGAUUUUAUGUGGAAUAACAUAACUGGUAGUAUACCAAAGGAGAUAGGAAAUAUCACAACUCUGGAACUAUUGCUCCUCAAUGGAAAUGAAUUAACAGGUUCCUUGCCAGAUGAGCUUGGUUAUCUUCCAAACUUGAACAGAAUACAAAUUGACCAGAACCAUAUAUCAGGACCAUUACCUAAGUCGUUUGCGUUCUUGAACAAAACAAAGCAUUUUCACAUGAACAACAAUUCAAUCAGUGGCCAAAUCCCACCUGAAUUGGCCAGAUUGCCAAGUCUUGUUCACUUGCUUCUUGAUAACAACAAUUUAUCAGGGUACCUUCCACCAGAGUUAUCUCAAAUGCCAAGUUUACUGAUCAUACAACUUGAUAACAACAACUUUGAAGGGAAUACUAUUCCAUCUUCCUACAGCAAUAUGUCUAAAUUGUUGAAACUGAGUCUGAGAAAUUGCCGCUUGCAAGGGCCAAUUCCUGAUCUGAGCACGAUUCCAGGUCUUGGUUAUCUUGACUUAAGUUCAAACCAGCUAAAUGGAUCUAUACCUGGAAAUGGACUUUCCUUAAAUAUCACGACUAUCAAUUUAUCCAAUAACAAUCUUGUUGGACCUAUCCCUUCUACCUUCUCGGAUCUUCCUCUUCUUCAGAAUUUGUUGAUAGCAAAUAAUUCAUUGAAUGGCUCCGUCCCAGCGACCCUUUGGCAGGGCAGAACUCUAAAUGCAACUGAGAGACUUAUCUUUGACUUUGAGAACAAUCAACUUUCAAAUAUUUCAGACAGUUCUGCCCUCCCUCAGAAUGUCUCUGUCUGGCUUAAAGGAAACCCUUUAUGUUCAAACUCCAAUGCAGUCCAGUUUUGUGGAUCUCAAAGUGACACUGAGAUUAAUCAGAGAUCAAACUCCACUCUUGACUGUCCCCCUCAAUCAUGUCCUGUCCCUUAUGAAUAUUCGCGAACAUCUCCUGUUCGUUGUUUUUGUGCUGCCCCUCUGCUUGUUCGAUACCGGCUAAAAAGUCCUGGAAUUUCAUAUUUUCUACCAUAUAAGAAAACAUUUGAGGAGUACCUGGCUUCUGGUCUCGAAUUGCAGCUUUAUCAGCUGGACCUUGAUGAUUUUGAAUGGGAAAAAGGACCUCGAUUGAAAAUGUACUUAAAGCUUUUUCCUGUAUAUCAGGCUAAUAACACAAAUACUAAUGUCUUUAAUGAUAGUGAGGUUCGACGGAUCAGAAGCAUGUUCACUGGAUGGGGAAUUCCUGAUAGUGACAUAUUUGGCCCCUAUGAACUUCUGGAGUUUGAUCUAUUGGGCCCUUACCAACAUGUGUUUCCUACCACUACCAAGUCUGGAUUAAGCAAGGGUGCACUGGUUGGCAUAAUCCUGGGGGCUAUUGCUGGUGCUGUUACAUUAUCUGCAAUUGUUUCACUUAUUAUCAUCAGGGUGCAUUUGAAGGAUUACCGUGCACUUUCAAAAAAGCGCCACCCAUCCAAGAUCAGCAUCAAAAUUGAUGGUGUGAGAAGUUUCACUUUUGAAGAAAUGGCCUUGGCAACUAACAAUUUUAACACCUCCACACAAGUUGGCGAAGGGGGGUACGGUAAGGUUUAUAAAGGUAUUCUGGCUGAUGGCACAGUUGUCGCCAUAAAACGCGCACAAGAGGGAUCAUUGCAGGGUGAGAAGGAGUUCUUAACGGAAAUAUCCUUUUUGUCAAGAUUACAUCACCGGAACCUUGUAUCUUUGGUUGGAUAUUGUGAUGAAGAAGGUGAACAGAUGUUGGUGUAUGAGUUUAUGUCAAAUGGCACUCUCAGGGAUCAACUUUCAGCUAAGGCGAAAGAACCGCUGGGUUUUGUAUCAAGACUGUCGAUUGCACUGGGUUCAUCCAGGGGCAUCCUCUACCUACAUACAGAAGCUGAUCCUCCAGUAUUCCACAGAGAUAUUAAAGCCAGCAACAUACUAUUGGACAAUAAGUUCACUGCCAAGGUUGCUGAUUUUGGACUUUCACGACUUGCUCCAGUUCCUGAUCUUGAAGGGAUUGUACCAGCUCAUGUAUCCACAGUUGUGAAGGGAACUCCGGGUUAUCUUGAUCCGGAGUACUUCUUAACUCAUAAGUUGACAGACAAGAGUGAUGUUUAUAGUCUUGGCGUGGUAUUCCUGGAACUCUUGACUGGUAUGCACCCGAUCUCACAUGGCAAAAACAUUGUCCGAGAGGUUAAAAUUUCUUAUGAAUCUGGAAUGAUCUUCUCAGUCAUUGAUGGAAGAAUGGGUUCUUAUCCUUCAGACUGUGUCGAUAAGUUUCUGACAUUGGCCCUCAAAUGUUGCCAAGACGAGACAGAUGCAAGGCCUUCGAUGGCAGAGGUUGUGAGAGAACUUGAAAACAUAUGGCAUAUGAUGCCAAAGUCAGAUACCAAAAUAGCAGAAUCCAAAGGCAGUGAACCUAAAGAAGAAGAAGAAACCCCUCCAUCCUCUUCCUCUAUGGUAAAGCACCUGCAUCCGAACAACCCGUUUGUUUCAUCGGAUGUCUCUGGUAGCAACCUUGUUAGUGGAGUCAUUCCUACCAUCACACCAAGAUAAAAAUGCAUUGGUUGGUUAUACUUUCUUUGAUCAUAGAAAGUUUAUACACUUGCAGUUAUUUCUAUCUUGUUUGGUUUCUGAUUUUGCAUAGUUUGAUUUGUUUUGUAAAAAUAGGUAGAGUAGGCAGUGGUAUUAUGAUGUUGUUGUAAUAACAGUGCAAAAAUAUUUAAGAUGAAUUAUAUCAUUCAUAUUUACUUAAUGUUAUUAUGCAGCAAUUUUGAAUCUUU